Molecule: messenger RNA, 1967 nt
Organism: Bactrocera tryoni
Lineage: Eukaryota; Metazoa; Arthropoda; Insecta; Diptera; Tephritidae
Gene: Vps26
Product: vacuolar protein sorting-associated protein 26
Exons: 2
Coding region: 198-1685 (495 amino acids)
Biological process (GO): intracellular protein transport; retrograde transport, endosome to Golgi
Cellular component (GO): retromer complex; endosome
Source: RefSeq, a predicted model, not a curated record
UAAAUUCACAACUAAUCAAACGCAACGAAGUUGAAUUUCUUUUCUGCUGUUGAUCAAACGCCCAACAAUUUUUUGUUUUCCUAUUAAACGCGUGUGAUUUCUUUCUAAAGUUUGCAAAACAUUCCAAAGCACAAAUAAACAGCGAUAACAUCGUAAUUUGACCGUGAGUGCAACCCUAUAAGCAGCAGAUAGCAGCGAUGAACUUUCUCGGAUUUGGCCAGUCGGCCGAGAUCGAUAUCGUUUUUGACGGUGCGGAAAACAGGAAAACUGCCGAGGUCAAGUUAGAAGAUGGAAAAAUUGAAAAAAUGUUGCUGUACUACGAUGGCGAAACGGUGUCGGGCAAGGUGAAUGUGACUCUGAAGAAACCUGGGAGCAAAUUGGAACACCAAGGGAUUAAAAUUGAAUUUAUUGGUCAAAUCGAGUUGUUUUACGAUCGUGGGAAUCACCACGAAUUCAAAUGUAUCACCAAAGCGUUAGCACGUCCCGGUGAUCUUAUACAAAACCACAGUUAUCCCUUUGAUUUUCAAAAUGUUGAAAAACAAUUUGAAGUUUAUGCCGGUUCAAAUGUACGUUUGCGUUAUUUCUUGCGUGCAACUAUUGUGCGUCGCAUCAGUGAUAUUACACGUGAAGUGGACAUUGCUGUACAUACGCUUUGCAGUUAUCCCGAAUUGAACAGUCCUAUUAAAAUGGAGGUAGGCAUCGAAGAUUGCCUACAUAUUGAGUUCGAAUACAAUAAGAGUAAAUACCAUCUGAAAGAUACAAUAAUUGGUAAGAUAUAUUUCUUAUUAGUGCGCAUAAAAAUUAAACACAUGGAAAUUGCAAUUAUUAAACGCGAAUCAACUGGCACGGGUCCGAAUAUGUUCACUGAGAAUGAGACAAUCGCCAAGUACGAAAUCAUGGACGGUGCACCGGUGAAGGGUGAGAGCAUACCAAUACGUGUAUUUCUUGCUGGUUACAAUUUAACGCCCACUAUGCGUGAUAUAAACAAGAAAUUCUCGGUAAAGUACUUCCUAAAUUUGGUGUUGAUGGACACGGAGGAUCGUCGAUACUUUAAACAACAGGAGAUAACACUUUGGCGUAAAGCGGACAUACCACGCUACCACAACCAAGGACAGCAACAGCAUACUAGUAUGGUGCACGCACAUCAUCCGCAGCAUGCUUCGGCACAUUUAGCUAGUGGUCCUGCUGCACCCACAAUGGCAAGUGUUGGCAGUAGUACCGUUGGCACUGGCAUAGAUAGUGAUUCAAGCGCUACAGGUGCAGCGCCCGAGUCCAAAAUGGGUUUGUUCACACGCGAGAGUCCCAAUCAAGAAUUCAGUCAACAAGUAGACUCUUUGCCCACAUCACCAACAACACCACCGCCAGUAGAGCGCGGCAUUGGUGAUGGAGCUGCCGCUACUAACACUUCACCGGUUAUGCUUUCCACUACACCACCACCAUUACCGCCAGUGUCUGCAACAACAGCAACAACAACAGCGUCACAGCCUGAGCCGGAUGAUUUUCUUGCAGGCGAAACCCAACCGAUACCAACGCCAGCAAUGGAUGCGGCACCGGACAAAGACGGUAUGACUAAUGUGUCGCUGGCACCCACCGAUAUAGAUAUCGAUGUUGCGCCAACGAAAUCUGAAACCAGUGGCGUGGAAACGAAGAAGCGAGAAACUGCCACACCGCUAAUUGCGGAUUGAGAAAUAUCUGCGCUAAAGGAACAGACAAACAAUUAGUGUUGCAAGUGCUUAAAGCCGUCACUUUAAAAGCGAAUUGCUAAACAGCAGUGCUAUUUUUUGUUGGUUGGCUGUAAUCCUAACAAUUCUAACAAUAUUUAAAACAAGCUAUUUCCUGGGCCUACGAUUUAGUUACCAUUUUGGCAAGGCACGCAUUAAAGCACACAAACUCACAAGAGAAAAAAAAUAUGUUUUUUGUUGUUGUCCUCGUAUCACCAAUUAUAAUAUACUGCUUACAUAAAAACA